AUGGCUGGAGGGACAGAUGGGAAAGAGGAAGAAGAGAAGGAGGUGUGGAGUGUUGAGGACAUCACCAGCUACGAGGGUGCGAUGGCCCAUCCUGCUGCACCGCCUCACCGCACAGCACCGCCACGUAUUCCAUCAGGCAUCCACUUAGGGCCAAAAUGUGCAUUAUGCGGUAGAAGAAAAUAG
Molecule: messenger RNA, 183 nt
Organism: Penicillium macrosclerotiorum
Lineage: Eukaryota; Fungi; Ascomycota; Eurotiomycetes; Eurotiales; Aspergillaceae
Exons: 1
Coding region: 1-183 (60 amino acids)
Source: RefSeq, a predicted model, not a curated record